Messenger RNA from Zeugodacus cucurbitae (melon fly), 8501 nucleotides. RefSeq names its product probable chitinase 10. Gene Ontology annotation, biological process: chitin catabolic process; carbohydrate metabolic process. Bases 814 to 8358 code for a protein of 2514 amino acids. Gene Ontology annotation, molecular function: chitin binding; chitinase activity. The record is from RefSeq and is a predicted model, not a curated record. NCBI's taxonomy places the organism in Eukaryota, Metazoa, Arthropoda, Insecta, Diptera, Tephritidae. The transcript has 8 exons. Gene Ontology annotation, cellular component: extracellular region.
CUCAGAAUCAGUUGGAUUCUUACGCGCGCUUACACAGUUGCUGUCCGUUAGCAGCUGGAAACUUUUGCCACUUUCUUGUAGAUAGUUGUGCGCUUGCGCUUCCCACCACACCGACUACAGAAACACACAUACACUCAAGUAGAGAGAACGGCUCGCGUUUGUGCGCCGCCUAAUUGCCGUGUGUCCAAGUGUCGUGAAUUUCAAUUAAUCAGCCGCGUCUGCGCGUCUUAUUUGUUGCAACGCGCCGUUGAUAAUACAAAUUGCACGUUACUUCGCCCACUUCACCAUUCACCAGCGUCUUCUGGCUUUGUGUGGAAAUGUGUCACUAGCAAAUUGCCCGGGCAUUUGUAGGUGUCCGCCGUGACCGCGUGAAAUAUAUUCAAUCGAUUAGUAUUAGAAAUGUGAAAAGUGUGCCGAAACUGAAGUGAAACACACAAACAAAAUAUUUAUAAACAAAGAAAAAACGUUAGAAAUCACCUUCACUGUGUGUGCGUGUUUGUUGUAAAAGAAAUUAUAUUUACUGUUUAAACGGAAUAAUCUGUUUUUAAACGUUGCUUCGUUUAUGCGUCUAACGUGCGCUGCAUGCGGAUAGCGGUAUUUGUUUGGAGACAGUAUAGAGACAGACCGCGAUUAAUUACUCAUACAAACGGUAGUCAUUUGUGAACAAAGCGAGCAGAAGAAACGCAGCAGUGCAAGAGUAGAGAAGGUGUGCACCAGCCAAAGGCAAAACAAAAGUCCAACGAGGACGGAGGUGCAGAUUCCGCCGUCGCAGACCAGUGAUAAAAGAAAGCUACUGCUGCAGGGAACGCAAGAAUGGGCGUUGUGAGCGGUGGUGCAGCGGUUUGGCUGCUGUUACUCGGCUACCUGAGUAGUCAUGCAGUGGCGCACAUACGCAUUGAGGCACCCGAAGUGCAUGCCUUUGAACCGGCGUCGCAGUCGCCAGCCAGUUUUGUGCGCUCGGCUGUGGAGAGCGUACCCAUCGAGGAUCAGACUAUGCUGGCGCUGAGCAGAUUCAGCAUGCGCCCCUCUUUCGGUGAUGUCUUCUUGCCAUUGCGCAGCGCCGUUGAGAGUGUGCCAUCGGUAAAUUUACGUAAACUCAGUGAACUGAGUGACUCCUUUGGCGUGCGUUCAUUUAUACGUGACUCAGUGGAGUCGGUGCCAGCAGAGGAGGACGAAGAUGAAACUGAAGAUUCGGAGUUGAUUUCGAAUGCUGAUUUGGUACGCAGCACAUUGGCCACUGAGGCUGACUUGCAGAAACUGCUGGAUCCAGCCGCCGAGGUUGUGGACACAGAUGUGGAAGUCUUUGCUGCACCCGAUCCUUGGACAGUUUCGGACAAAUAUGCCGCAUUUGUAGCGCCCUCUGUGGAUGACAAGUAUUUGCCACAGCCAUACCGUGCUGACUCGCCCUAUCAACAGUUAUUGAAACAAGUAGAAGUGGAACACUUCGAUCAACAGGACGAUGUGGAGCUGUUACGCGAACAAUUCGGCUAUGGCGCGCUGACACAUAGUCAAAACGGUGAUAUUGGUGAAUAUUAUGGUGCGCCCACGCAUUUGAAAUCGGCGCCUCCGGCACGCAAGAAUUACAACAACUCGCCAAAGGUGCUGUGUCACAUCACAAAUUGGGCUUUCUACCGCAAGGCGGACGGAAAAUUUGUGCCGGAAAAUCUCGAUGGCAGCUUGUGUACAGCGAUUAUUUAUUCGUUCGCCGCGCUGGAUCCCGAUCAUCUGACUAUCAAAGAGUUUGAUCCGUGGGUAGAUGUAGAGAACCAAUAUUACAAUCGUGCGGUGCAGUCGGGUGUACCUGUGCUGAUCGCUUUGGGUGGUUGGACCGAUUCUGCUGGUGAUAAAUAUUCGCGACUUGCGGGCGAUGAGAUAAAACGUAAAGUUUUCGCCUCAAAUUUGGUUGGUUUUCUGAAACGAAAUGGUUUCUCUGGACUGCAUUUGGAUUGGAAUUAUCCGAAGUGCUGGCAGAGCGACUGUUCGAAGGGACCUGCAAGCGAUAAACCCAAUUUGACUAAAUUGAUACGUGAAAUACGAAAUGAAUUCGAUCGUGUUGACAAGAAGCUACAACUUGGUGUGGCGCUAUCUGGUUACAAAGAAAUCAUCACCGAAGCCUACGAACUAGCUGAACUAUCGAAGCUGGUUGAUUUUAUGACCGUAAUGUCUUACGACUACCAUGGCGCUUGGGAAGGACGCACAGGUCAUGUUAGUCCACUCUAUGGACGCAAAGGCGAUCGAUAUCCACAAUAUAACACAGAUUACGCCAUGCAAUUGCUGAUUAAAUCUGGCGCCAAACGAGAAAAACUCAUAAUGGGUAUUCCAUUCUACGGACAAUCGUUCACACUCGAUCGUGCCAGCACCUCCUUAGUGGGUGAAGGCGUGGCAUCUUCGGCACCAGGUGAACCUGGUGAAUUCACCAAACAGCCAGGUAUGUUGGCCUACUAUGAGAUCUGUCAUCGCAUACGCAAGGAUAAAUGGUUGGAAGGACGAGAUGGCGAGCGCAAGUCAGGACCCUUCGCAAUGUUGCGCAAUCAAUGGGUCGGCUAUGAAGAUCCUGCCUCGGUGGAGGCAAAAGCACGCUAUGCCGCAAAUAACGAUUUCGGUGGCGUUGCCGCGUGGACCGUUGAUUUGGAUGAUUUCCAAAAUCGUUGCUGCAGCGAAGCAUUCCCACUGCUCAAAGCAAUCAAUCGCGCUUUGGGAUUGUUAAAUACUGAACCGCCAACUCGUGGAAAUUGUGAGCGACCAACGGCACCUGUUACACCCAUACCACCUGUCAUGACCACAGUGAGCAGUGAUGGCUCCGUGGGCAGCACUAGUUCUCAACAACAUGAUCACACAUCACCGACUGCACCAACAACAUGGUGGCCAACAAGCAGUUCCACAUCGACGACACCUUGGUGGACGCCAACGUCAACUUCCACUACUCGAAGACCCAGCACCACCAAGAGAACAACUACCACAACGACAACAACUACCAGACGUCCAACACCGCAGUCAACAACCACACGCCGUCCCAACCGUCCUGAACACACCACAAUUCCUUCUCCAGCCGUCGUGCGACCAGUUGUGCAAGCCUCAAACUGUCAGCCUGGUAAAUUCUACGCGGAUCGCUCAAACUGUAAUGCUUACUAUCAGUGCAUUGCUGUUGGUGAACUGAGCCAACAAUUCUGUCCUGGUGGUUUGCAUUGGAAUGAUCAGAGCAAAAAUUGUGACUGGCCCGAGUCUGCGCAAUGUUCGGUGAAAAACAAACCCGUUGCCACCUCUAAUUCGGCGACCACACGUCCCACAAAGUCACCGGGCACAACGGAUCGUCCACCUACACGUCGCACCACCACUACUGCUGCCGCCACUAACGUCAACAAGAAAACCACACGUCAUCCCACUACUGCUGCACCUACCAGUUCCUUGCCCACAACAUCGCGCAAACCAUCGAAGAAACCCACUUCCAAACCAUCCCGUAAGCCAUCACGCAAACCAACACGUAAACCGGGACAAAAACCACAACGCCCCGCUAAGCCACAACGUCCAAGCGCCAAAUGCAACGAGGGUGAGUACUAUACGCACAAGAAAUGCGAUCAGUACUACAUUUGUGUAAAUGGUGCUUUGGUGCCGAACUCUUGUGGUGGCGAUCUGCACUGGGAUGGUAUACGUCAGAUUUGCGACUGGCCCGAAAAUGUGCAAUGUGUUACAACUCGACAGUACUUACGUAGUGUGAAAUCACAAGCACUACGUGCCGGCAAUCUAUUGACGUUGCGUAAUUCUAACCCUGACGAUCCAUGUGACGGUGAGGAACGUGUAGCCUAUCCAGGCGACUGCUCGAAAUAUCUCUUCUGUUUGUGGAAUCGCUUGCAGGGUGGUGAUUGUGGACCAGGUCUUCACUUUAACGAGGCAUUGCGCACUUGUGACUGGCCUUUAUCAGCUAAGUGUACACAAGAUGAGAGCGGUUACGGCGUAAGCGAAGUUGGGAGUUCCGAAACAGGCGAAAAUGAACUUGGGCAAGGAAGUCCAGCUGUUGUUAAACCAAAACCAACUAAACGUCCUGCGCCCACCACAACAACAACUACAACGCGUGCACCGCGACCCACCUAUCCUACUGAUAAGCCAGAACUGGCACCGCUCGAUGGAUACUAUAAGGUGGUCUGCUACUUCACUAACUGGGCUUGGUAUCGCAAGGGCGCUGGACGUUAUACCCCAGAUGACAUCAAUACUGACUUGUGUACGCAUGUCAUUUAUGGCUUCGCUGUGUUGGAUUAUUCCAACUUAGUGCUACGUACACACGAUUCUUGGGCAGAUAUCGACAAUAACUUCUACACACGUGUCAGUGGUCUGCGUAGUAAGGGUGUGAAAGUGAGUCUUGCCUUGGGUGGCUGGAAUGAUUCACAAGGUGACAAAUACAGCAGACUAGUGCGAAAUCCCGCUGCCAGAGCACGUUUCGUCAAACAUGCAGUUGAGUUCCUGGAGAAGUAUGGUUUUGAGGGUCUCGAUCUGGAUUGGGAAUAUCCGGUAUGCUGGCAGACGGACUGCAGCAAGGGUGUAGCGGAUGAGAAGGAAGCAUUCACAGCAUUAGUACGAGAGCUCUCGGAGGAGUUCAAACCACGUGGUUUACUGCUCUCAACUGCUGUCUCACCCAGUAAGGAGAUUAUCGAUGCAGGUUACGACGUACCGCAGUUAUCUACAUACUUUGACUGGAUCGCUGUAAUGACCUAUGACUUCCACGGACAAUGGGAUAAGAAGACUGGACAUGUUGCGCCAUUGUUCUACCAUCCCGAAGACGAAAUUGACUACUUUAAUGCCAAUUUCUCAUUGAACUACUGGAUUGAGAAGGGUGCUCCGUCACGUAAGAUCGUUAUGGGUAUGCCGCUUUAUGGUCAAUCAUUUACGUUGGAGAAUGCAAAUGUGAAUGGUCUUAAUGCAAAGGCGCCUGGUCCCGGCAAAGCGGGCGAAUUUACGCGUGCUGCAGGUUUCUUGGCCUACUACGAGAUUUGCGAUCGUAUUAAGAACGAAGGCUGGGAAGUGAUACAAGACGAACAAGGACGUAUGGGUCCUUAUGCACGUAAAGGCACACAAUGGGUGUCGUUCGACGAUCCUGCCAUGAUACGCAAAAAGUCUCAAUUGGUGCGUGCUUUGAAUUUGGGCGGUGGUAUGGUAUGGGCUCUGGACUUGGACGAUUUCCGUAACCGUUGUGGUGAUGGCGUACACCCACUGCUCACACAAAUACACGAUGUAUUGAAGGAUCCACCAAAGUACUAUGAAGAAUUGCCUGGUCUUACUGCCAAUGAACCAAUUGCACCUACUAUGGAAACGGAGUCGGGCGAAGACGUAAAUAGCAUUGAAAGUUCCGUCAUACCCGAAGAUAUAGAGACCGGCUUAGCGGUGGAAAAUGUCGUUGAUCCCAAUGGUGAUGUGGAAGAAGUAGAGUCUGUGGAAGAAAUGGGCACUGGCUCUGGAACCAUAAUUGGCACAGGUACUGAAACGGGUGAGGGCACGAGCACCGGCACCGCCACCGAGAAUGAAGCUUCGCCGUCUGAUUUCAAAGUUGUAUGCUAUUUCACUAAUUGGGCCUGGUAUCGUCAGAAUGGUGGUAAAUUCUUGCCCGAAGACAUUGAUCCCGAUCUUUGCACACACAUUGUCUAUGGAUUCGCAGUACUCAAUCGCGAAACUUUGACCAUACAGCCACAUGACUCUUGGGCUGAUUUGGACAAUAAGUUCUAUGAACGUGUUGUGGGCUUCCGCAAGAAGGGUGUAAAGGUCACCGUUGCCAUUGGUGGUUGGAAUGACUCAGCUGGUGAUAAGUAUGCACGUUUAGUACGCAAUGCUGCGGCAAGAGCACGUUUCAUAAACCACGUUGUAGAAUUUAUACAGAAGUAUAACUUUGACGGUCUCGAUCUGGAUUGGGAAUACCCCGUGUGCUGGCAAGUUGAUUGUAAGAAGGGUACACCUGAUGAAAAGGAUGCAUUCACUGCAUUGGUGCGUGAACUCUCACAGGCCUUCAAACCAAAGGGACUGCUUUUAUCUUCUGCAGUAUCCCCAAAUAAGAAAGUAAUUGAUGCUGGUUAUGAUGUGUCUACGCUCUCACAUUACUUUGACUGGAUCGCCGUUAUGACUUAUGACUUCCACGGUCAAUGGGAUAAGAAGACUGGACACGUAGCACCCAUGUAUGACCAUCCCGCCGGUACAGAGACGUUUAAUGCCAAUUUCUCAAUAAACUAUUGGUUACAAAAUGGUGCUGACCGACAAAAGAUCAUAAUGGGUAUGCCAAUGUAUGGUCAAUCGUUCUCUUUGGCACAAGCAUCGGAUCAUGAUUUGAAUGCGCCUACUUACGGUGGCGGAGAAGCGGGUGAUGCGACACGCGCACGUGGCUUCCUUGCCUACUAUGAGAUCUGCUCUUAUGUACGUAAACGUGGUUGGAACGUAGUACGCGAUCCACGUGGACGUAUGGGACCAUAUGCGUUCCACCGCGAUCAGUGGGUCUCCUUCGAUGACAUUUCAAUGAUCAGACAUAAGAGUGAAUAUGUGCGUGCCAUGGGCUUAGGUGGCGCUAUGAUUUGGGCGCUCGACUUGGACGAUUUUAAAAAUGUGUGCGACUGUGAAUCUUAUCCACUGUUAAAGACUAUCAACCGUGUACUACGAAACUACCCAGGCGUAGCACCGAAGUGUGCACUAGAACAGAAGCAGCAUGCCAUGAUUGCUUCUGAUAGCGGACCAUCGCAAGCGUAUACCGCUAAGCCGAAACCGGGUACCCAAAACGCACAUCCUACAUACUCCAGUGACCAUAUUGAAACUUCUCAGCAAAUACAACACGCUCCGUUAGAAGACUUCGGGCAAGAGGUGGAGAAACCAUGUAAUGGUCGCAACUUCGUGGCACACGAACGUGACUGCAACAAGUAUUACAUUUGCCAAUUUGAGAAAUUGAUUGAGCAAAGCUGUCCGGCUGGUCUUCAUUGGAAUGAAAAUUACUGUGACUGGCCACAGAAUGUCAAAUGUCCCAUGCGACAAGAGGUAACCACAAAGCGUCCGAUUCCGCAACGCCCUAAACCCACAGCCAUUACUACCAAGCGCCCACAGCCUUCGAAGGCAACAAGUCGUCCCAAACCAACAGCAGCCGCCACAUCUCCACGUCCUACAAAACCAACUAAAAAGCCCUCACAGACACCCAGCAAGAAACCAACUGCACGUCCAAAACCACCCACAUUGCCACCAAUAACUGGUUCCGGUGAUUAUAAGGUCGUCUGCUACUUUACCAACUGGGCUUGGUACCGCCCGGGUGAGGGCAAAUAUGUGCCCGAAGAUAUUGAUGAAAACCUCUGCACGCAUAUAGUUUACGGUUUCGCUGUAUUAAACAGUAACUCGCUGACCAUACGCACACACGAUUCAUGGGCUGACAUCGACAAUAAAUUUUAUGAGCGCGUCGUAGCCUACAAGAGUAAGGGUAUACGGGUAACUGUCGCCAUUGGCGGUUGGAACGACUCACUGGGCAGCAAAUAUGCACGUUUGGUGUUGGAUCCAGAGGCACGUGCGCGUUUCAUUGAGAGCAUACUUGUUUUUGUCGAAAAGUAUGGCUUUGAGGGUCUCGAUUUGGACUGGGAAUACCCGGUAUGCUGGCAAGUUGACUGUAAAAAGGGUUCACCAGCCGAGAAGGCAGGUUUUGUUGCCCUUGUGCGUGAACUCUCCGAGGCUUUCAAGCCACGUGGUCUACUAUUGUCUGCUGCCGUUUCGCCCAGCAAAAUGGUAAUUGAUGCUGGAUAUGAUGUAGCGCCUUUGGCGCGUUAUUUCGAUUGGAUCGCUGUCAUGACAUAUGACUUCCACGGACAUUGGGAUAAGCAAACGGGUCAUGUGGCACCACUGUACUACGUUGAGGGCGAUUCGAAUGAGUAUUUCAACGGCAACUUCAGUAUUAACUACUGGUUGCAGAAUGGUACACCACGUGAGAAACUUAUCAUGGGCAUGCCAUUAUAUGGUCAAUCCUUUACGCUGACAGAUGUCAAACAACGCGACCUCAAUGCUAAGUCAACUGGUCCUGGACAGGCGGGUACGUUCACACGCGCCGCCGGUUUCCUAGCCUAUUAUGAGAUAUGUGAGAAGGUCAAUGGUGGUGGCUGGACAGUUGAACGUGAUGCUCAAGGACGUAUCGGUCCAUAUGCAUACAACGGUAAUCAAUGGGUUUCGUAUGACGAUGUUUCGGACAUACGACGUAAAGCGCAGUUUGUUAAGAGCUUGGGUCUCGGCGGUGGUAUGGUUUGGGCUUUGGAUUUGGAUGAUUUCCGUGGACGCUGCGGUUGCGGGAAACAUCCACUCUUACGCACACUCACGCAAGAGCUGCGUGGCAUACCGGGUCAAAGAGCGCAUGACUGCACGUAAGGUUGAAGGGAGCGAAGGGACGUGCCUACAGUUUUAGUAAUAUAGUACAUUCGUAUACAAUAUACUCAUACUCUCGUGCCAAUAUUCUAUAUUUAAAGCAAUAUUAAUGUAUUAUCGAUUUAUUAGAAAUCUGUUUUCAAGAU